CCCACGGCAGCCGGAGCGCGCGCCAGGCUCUGCGUCAACCUCGGCGACGCCUGACUAAUUCUGGACCCGGCUGGUUAGAUGAGUCACGCCGAGGGCGCUUCUCAAACCCACGGCCUGCCGCGCGCCUUCACAAACAGGCGAACCCCGGUGACACCUGCGCGCCAGGGGAACCGCGGCCGCUGGACGGAGCCCCUGGAUGCCCGGUGACCCAGCACUGCCUGCGGGCGGCCCUCGAAACCCGGGCCGCGGCGCCCCCGCGAGGGCAAGCGGGAAAAGCGCGACGGCGGGGACUGACUCCGGCGCCCCGCCGCCGCCUCGCAACACUCGGCUUUGGAGGUGACGGCACCCUCCACAACAUAUUUCCAUCCAGGCCCAGACAUGCCCGUCCUUGUAAGGUAAAAACUUCAAUGGGAGCCUUCCUCCUCCAUAAAGGUGGAAGGAUGAACGCUGGAUACAGGAACACGAUGUGAAUGGAAGAGUCCUGUCAUUAUGCAAACAUUACGGCACUCUGAACAGACGCUAAAAACAGCUCUCAUCUCAAAGAACCCAGUGCUUGUGUCACAGUAUGAGAAAUUAGAUGUUGGGGAACAGCGUUUAAUGAAUGAAGCCUUCCAGCCAGCCACUGAACUCUUUGGACCUAUUACCUUGCAUUCACAAUCAGAUUGGAUCACCACCCAUCCUGAGGCUCCCCAAGACUUUGAGCAGUUUUUCAGUGAUCCUUACAGAAAGACACCCUCUCCAGAGAAACGCAGUAUUUAUAUACAGCCCAUUGGAUCUCUAGGAAACACCAGAAUUAUCAGUGAAGAAUAUGUUAAAUGGCUCAAGGGGUACUGUGAAGCAUUUUUCUAUGGCUUGACAGUAAAACUCCUGGAACCGAUUCCUGUUUCUGCAACGAGGUGUUCCUUUAGAGUCAAUGAUAACACACAAAACCUACAAAUUCAUGCAGGGCACAUCCUGAAUUUCUUAAAAAGGAAGAAACCUGAAGAUGCCUUCUGUGUUGUGGGGAUAACAAUGAUUGAUCUCUACCCAAGAGACUCCUGGAAUUUUGUCUUUGGACAGGCCUCUUUGACAGAUGGUGUGGGGAUAUUCAGCUUUGCCAGGUAUGGCAGUGAUUUUUAUAGCUCAUACUAUGGAGGCAAAGUGAAGAAGCUCCAGAAAAAAUCUUCGAGUGACUAUUCAGUUUUUGAUAACUAUUAUAUUCCUGAAAUAACUAGCGUUUUGCUGCUUCGAUCUUGUAAGACUUUAACCCAUGAGAUUGGACACAUAUUUGGACUGCGACACUGCCAGUGGCUUGCCUGCCUAAUGCAGGGCUCCAACCACCUGGAGGAAGCGGACCGGCGCCCUCUAAACCUUUGCCCUAUCUGUUUGCGCAAGUUGCAGUGCGCUAUUGGCUUCAACAUUGUAGAAAGAUACAAAGUAAAUGGGGGCCAGGGCAGGGGGCACUGGGCGCUAGUGAGGUGGAUUGAUGAUGACUCUGCUGACACACCUGGAGUGACUCCAAAAAAUAGCCGUGCGGAUAAUGUGAACUUGCCGAAACCUGUUGAAGCUUUUAAGGAAUGGAAAGAGUGGAUAAUAAAAUGCCUUGCUGUUCUUCAAAAAUGAGGACCUCCAAAUAGGAGUAGUUAAAAUAAAUACUUGCACAUUAUAUUUUCA
This is a messenger RNA of Cynocephalus volans (Philippine flying lemur), 1653 nucleotides long. RefSeq names its product archaelysin family metallopeptidase 2 (gene AMZ2). Lineage: Eukaryota; Metazoa; Chordata; Mammalia; Dermoptera; Cynocephalidae. Gene Ontology annotation, molecular function: metallopeptidase activity. The record is from RefSeq and is a predicted model, not a curated record. Gene Ontology annotation, biological process: proteolysis. The transcript has 9 exons. Bases 490 to 1602 code for a protein of 370 amino acids.